AUGUUAGCAGCAAAAACUCGUUUAGUGUUCGAUGCAUCUCGUGUUGAUAAAAUCAUACAAUCAUUUUUGAGCACUCUGAAGAAACUGAUUGAAAGCAUGAGUGAUUUAACUGUGACGCCCGAUGAAGUGCCAGAAUGGUUGACUUCAGAUUUUUUUCGAGACACUUUAUCACUUACUGAAAGUUUCAUUAUUAGAAAAAUAAAAUAUGCAUGUGAAAGAGGGGAAAACUUUGCUUCUAAAAUUUAUCGGGUAGUGCUUAGUUUCCCAAACAAUGACAAAUCAUACAUUGUUAAAUCAAGGCCAAUCGGCAAUGGCUUUGCUGAAGAAUUCACAAAAAAGUUUUGCAUCUUUCCUAAGGAAAUCGAAAUGUAUACACAUGUGGAUAAAUUUGAGAACAUCUUCCAUGAAAUCGGCUUUGAUAUCGGAUUUGCUCCAAAAUGUAUCGGUGUCAAAUAUACACCAACAGACAUUUUAAUCAUUGAAGAUAUGAACGCAAAAGGUUUUAAAACAGCACGAAAGUCUGAUGGACUGAAACAGCCAGAAAUGGAAUUUGUUCUGAAAAAACUCGCACAAUUUCAUGCUGCGUCCGCUGUGCACUGUGAAAGGAAUGGUUCAUUUGAUGAGAAAUUUUCUCGUGGCAUCUACAAUAGUGAUAUGAAAGAGAUUUUCGAUCAAUCUUAUGAUUUCAACAUCUCUUUGAUUAUUAACGAGUUUUUCAGCAAGUGGCCAACACUCGAUAAAAGAAUUAUUGAAAAAAUGAAAAAUUGGCGAGACUUUACACUUGAUGAGCUCAUUCGCACGAUGAAGCCAAAGCCAGAUGAAUUCAGUUGCCUGAAUCAUGGAGAUAUGUGGAUAUCAAAUAUUCUGUUUCAAUAUGACUCCAAUGGAAAUGUCAAAGACUGUCAGUUUAUUGAUUUCCAACAAUGUGUAUUUACAUCACCAGCCAUUGAUUUGUUGAACCUAAUUUUCACAUCAGCAGAAACUGAAACAAAACUUCAAAACUUUGAAGGUUUUGUGAAGAUUUAUCAUGGACACUUGGUCGAUGCUUUAAAAGUUUUGGGAUACAAUAAAACAAUCCCGACUUUAAAAUGGCUUUAUUUGGACAUUCUUGAUCGCGCUUUUCUCGCAGUAUGGAAUUCUAUUGCCACUUUGCCGAUGUGUUUAGCAGAAAAUAUAAAAGAAUCGAGUAGCGACAACUUGUUGGGAGAGAAUGAAGAGGGAAAAAACUUCAAGGAAAAAAUUUACAACAAUGAACGAUACCGAAAGCAUUUAACUGAGUUGUUGAAUUAUUUCGAUAACCGAGGAUUGGUAGAUUUAUGUUGAAAGUAGAAGAAGUAUAAGAUUUCCUAUUAUUUUAUGUGUUUUUAUAAUUAAUAAAGGCCAGAAAGCCACAACUAGAUACACAUUUAAUGGAUUCCUAAAAUCAAUUUGUAAAUGAUAUCUUCAAUAAUUGUUUACUUAAUAAAGAAACUAAAACCGAA
Molecule: messenger RNA, 1481 nt
Organism: Clunio marinus
Lineage: Eukaryota; Metazoa; Arthropoda; Insecta; Diptera; Chironomidae
Source: the annotation of a GenBank genome assembly